UGGUGAAUAGAAGUCAUUGGUUAAAAGUCUUUUACCUGCUUAAUCAGCGCAACACUGGUAGUGUUACGGCCAUGUCUGUGUGUGAGGACUCCCUGCUGUGUAACUUCCCUAAGUGUCGGGCGAAGCUGAGUGGCUUUGCCUGGGUGACGGCGUGCUCGCACGCGUUCUGCGACCAACAUGGUUCGGGGGAGUUCAGCCGCUCGCCCGCCAUCUGCCCCGCCUGCUCCUCCGCCCUGUCGGGGAAGCUGGACAUCGUGCGCACCGAGCUCGCCCCGUCCGAGGAGUACAAGGCCAUGGUCCUGGCUGGCCUGCGGCCCGAGACCGUGCUGGACAUCAGCAGCCGCGCCCUCGCCUUCUGGACCUACCAGGUGCAGCAGGAGCGGCUCUUUCAGGAGUACAGCUUGUCCCGAGCGGAGGGGCAGGUGAAGCAGAUGGAGAAGCUUCUGUCCCAGCAGAGCCAGAGCAGAGAGCUGGAGCUCAACUCCAUGAGACAGGAGAUCUCAUCACUGAAGAAGGUGAUGGAGGACUAUAAGCGUAAGUACAGUGAGGUGUCGGAGCGUCUGAUGGAGAGGAACAGGCAGUACCAGAAGCUGCAGGGCCUGUAUGACACACUGCGUCUGCGCAGCAUGGUGGGGGACCGGGAGGCGGCCCGUGGAGCACCUGUGCAGUUCAGCACAGGUGCCGGCAGACCCCCGUCCCCUGGAGGCAGCCCCCUGUUCCUGGGGUGUGAUGGAGACCGGCUCUUCUCCUCGCUGGACCAGGAUGGCGCCAAGAGCUUCUUCCAGUUCAGCUCUCCGCCACGAGACACAGCACGCGCCUUCACCAAGAAGCACUGA
Molecule: messenger RNA, 836 nt
Organism: Megalops cyprinoides (Indo-Pacific tarpon)
Lineage: Eukaryota; Metazoa; Chordata; Actinopteri; Elopiformes; Megalopidae
Product: E3 ubiquitin-protein ligase CCNB1IP1
Exons: 5
Coding region: 72-836 (254 amino acids)
Biological process (GO): reciprocal meiotic recombination
Cellular component (GO): synaptonemal complex
Molecular function (GO): ubiquitin protein ligase activity
Source: RefSeq, a predicted model, not a curated record